AUAGUGAGAGAGACACCCUCUCAGCUCUGGACCUGGUCUUGGUCUCGUGUUGGAGUAGACAUCAUGAUGAAAGGGGAAGACUCCGAGGAGGUAGAGAUUGAUCUGAGGGACUCCGAUGACCCCGAUGACUUUGAUGAGCAAGAUGAACCACUGCCCCUGUGGAAGGCUCCUCCGGCGUUUGAAGAAGAGGAGAACAUUCACACAUCCACAUUAGUGGAAAUCAGUGAUACCAAGCCUCUGCUCAAUGUUAGAGACCCGAGAGGAAUCAACGACUGUCUGAAGGUGACCUUCGAGGAUGUAAUAGCCGAGCCAGUGUCAGUCCGCAGCGGGGACCGAGUAUGGAUCUGGAGUCAUGCUCUGUUUGAAGUGCUCAGGGUGUGGGUCUACCGGAUAGUCACCGUACUCCUGGCCAUUCCCAUGUCCAUUAUCUCUGGCAUCCUCUUUGCUACUCUCAGCUGCCUCCACAUCUGGAUGGUCCGCCCGUGUAUCCACUGCAUCUUGGUUGGCACAUCCUGGCUAGAGAGACUGUGGAGUAUUGUUUUGGAUGUCAUUGUGCGUCCCUGUCUCACAAGUACGGGGAGGUGCUGUGGAGGCUUCAGCGUCCAUCUGGCCAGAGAAUGAGUCUCUCUUUUUUUUUUUCAACAAGCAUGGAACACACAGACAUUGGGAUCAUCUCCUAUGUCAGUAGUUGUCAGCAAAGUGCAAAUGCUCACCGGUGUCCAUGGACUGAGCCCAAAUGUGCACUGAGACUGGACACAGAGAACGAAACGAUGACAUUUAUUCAACUGCAAGUCACUUCAUGAUUAUACGUUCAAACUUGUUCCUGGAGUCAGUCUUGGCAAAGCCUCUAAAUUGUAUAAUUCUUAUGAAUAUACAUGUUCUUCUUCUGAAUAACAUUUCCCAACUAUAAAUUAAUCUCUGCAAAAUAUAGCCACUCGUCGAGUUUGCUGGCCCUUUUAAAAACACAAGACUUGCAAAACCAAAAAAAAAAGAAAAAAAAAGAGGUUAACAAUUUGCUUGAUAAUUGUAUCGUAUGUUGUAUGAGGUGAAGCCAAGUUUAAAUAUUGCUUUUGCAAGGCUGAGAAGUUGACGGUGGAUCAAGCAGCUUUCAAUGUGAAGUGAGAUCAGUAUGGUCGAGUCUUCUAACUGGAGUCUCUGUGUUUGCUGAUGUCCAUUUGGACAAAGGGUUUCUUCAAGCAGAAAGUUUAGUGUGCCGGCAGUGUAGCUUCUCAUACAGACAUUGUUAGGUUGAUUGAUUUUGAUUUUGAUUUUGCCACAGAAUUCAGUGACGUCACGCAGUUGACAUGCGGAUGUUUAGUCACGGUACACAUCAUAGCCCUCGCUCUGUGUUUCAUAUUUCCUCACCUUUUGAUACUUUGCAUUUCUGAGUCUGAAGUUCACAGAGAAAUAUGGAAACACAGCAAGUUAUUACGUGAAAUAUUGGUCUCAAAAAAGCUGUGUCUAUUUGGAUGAGAUGUUUAUGUUAAAGUUUUUUCUGUUUGGAGAGGAAUGGCGGGGGAAAGGCAAUAUGCACACUACUUACCUGUAUGAAUUAAUGUCUUGAUGCAUGCUCAAUAAUGCAGGUAAGAACAUCAAAGAAGGUUGGAUCAGUUCAUCUGGAUACAAUGUUUAUAGACAGAACAUCAAAGAAGGUUGUAUCAGUUCAUCUGGAUACAAUGUUUAUAGACAGAUCCUGUCAAUAAACAUUGUAACCAAAUGAACUGAUUCAACCUUCUUUGGCGUAUGAAUUAAUGUUUUCUUCAAAGAACCUUAUGACUGAUACAUUCAGUUACUAUCAAAUUAAUUCAGUCUUUAGCUAUGGCUAUUACAGGCCACGCUUAAAUCUGACGAUUUUCAGUUGGAGAUUGUGAUAAUUUCUUAGCCCUUACGUUGAUUGUAAAUUGUGCUCUAAUAGGACUGCUUUUUUUCUUUAAUUUACACAGUCGAAAAUUUUGAUGGAACUAAACAAAAUUUCAUCAAAUAUCUUGUCGUUUGAAAAAGUAAAUGAUACUGAAAUCGAUAUAUUUUUAUUAAAAAGUUUGUAAC
Lampris incognitus (smalleye Pacific opah) is the source of this 2046-nucleotide messenger RNA. It is a transcript of the gene cav4a, whose product is annotated as caveolin 4a. Lineage: Eukaryota; Metazoa; Chordata; Actinopteri; Lampriformes; Lampridae. Gene Ontology annotation, cellular component: caveola. Bases 64 to 621 code for a protein of 185 amino acids. Gene Ontology annotation, biological process: caveola assembly. The record is from RefSeq and is a predicted model, not a curated record. Gene Ontology annotation, molecular function: molecular adaptor activity. The transcript is spliced from 3 exons.